Messenger RNA from Sordaria macrospora k-hell, 1719 nucleotides. RefSeq lists its product as uncharacterized. The record is from RefSeq and is a predicted model, not a curated record. Lineage: Eukaryota; Fungi; Ascomycota; Sordariomycetes; Sordariales; Sordariaceae.
AUGAGCGCGGUUAAGAACCUUCGGGCUAUGUUCGAGCAGAAGGGGGAGAUGAGCCCUCCAGAUCGUGGAAGGUCACCGGCUAUUUCUCCAUCCGAGUCUCCUAGGCCUCUGAACAAAAUCAAAACGAGCUUCAUCGCGGUCGAGAAAAGUGGAAGGCUCGGGCUUCAACCAGCAGGCAGCAACGACUCCGAGACACCCAUACAACGAACUCCAGGCGGCCUGGGCGACAUCGCAAGUCCUUUUGUACCAUCGGAGAAGCCCAAUGUCGUUGACCUGACUAUGGAGAAAGCACCAGCAGCGGCGAGCCCUGGGGCGAGCCGUACACCAGCCGAGUCUCCGAAAGCGAACCCAACUGUUCAGAGUCCGACUGACUCUGCUCAUGAAACACGAGCGCAGAAUGUAGAACCCUCAGGUAGCGCACCGGAGGAACCCAAGAGGUUGGAGAUAGAUGGGGCUACUGGCACGUCUACGACGGGAAGUGGCUCAAAGUCAGCAGAGAAAACGAAGGCGCCCAACAGAGCUGGGACCGUCACAGACAAAGAGACAGUUCCCAGCAAGCCGGAGCCUCGGACCGCCCCGAAGACCACAACAAAGUCGAACCUCCCCCCUCUUUCAACGUCUGCGGCCAACAAGACAGCAGCGAAGGCCGGAAAAUCCCCCAUCACUGCUCAAACGCCCAAGAUGAGAAGCCCAACAGCCGCAUCCAGUCAGACUUCAGCCAAGACCGCUACCCCGAAGCCUGCGGCAAAGACCGCAAAAUCGUCUCUCGGUUCCUCGCUAAACAAAAAGCCAGCGAUCUUGGCCCCAUCGCCGGUUAUUACCGGGAGCUCUAAGCCCAAGGUCAAGUCACCUACACGCCCAAUCGCUCUCCCAGAACGCCUUACUACUCAUACGGCUGCUUCUGGUUCCAAGCUCGGCAAUGCGCGCGCCCAGUCGCAGUCUCGCGAGCGUGGCCCUACCCCGGCUAGCCGUUCCUCUAGCAGAGUGAGAGUGCCAGCCCCCGCUACGUCGGCAGCCAAGACGGCCACCUCGAACCUUAAGAGACAAAAUUCGACCAACAGCCGUCCUCGCCCCAGUCUAGGUGCCCCUGUGAAGCAGGCUGCAAAGGAUCAUCCGCCAACGAAGAAGGAGAAGGAAGUGGACGAGGGGUUUUUAGCGCGCAUGAUGCGUCCAACUGCGGCAUCUGCCUCCAAGACCGCUGAGAAGGUCGUUACUUCUCCGCCCAGGAAGUCUUCGGCAACCCCAGGACCUGCUGCGAAGAGAAGUCUUAGCAAGCCACGGACCAAGAAGCCUGCUACCAAGUCGGCAGCACCGUCUGCGGCUACGACACCGAAACAGUCCCGUGCUAGUUCGGUUGCGGCCAAGGUUGAACAGGUUGCCACGGCAGAGGAAGCCGUCAACAUUGCGAAGGCAACAGAUGAGGAGAUGCCUCUCCCCGCCGUGACCGAGACUCCGCAAGAAGUUUCUCAGCCGGUAGAGGAAGCCGCAGAAGUUACCCAGGAAGUCUCCGCACCACCCUCUGAGGCGGAGGCUGCCGCUGCUCCUCAAACCCCCACAUCUGACGUUCAUGAUGUUAAGGAAGAGAUGCCAGCUCAGGAGACUGAAGCUGUACCUUCGCCCGCUGCCGAGGUUGCCGAUGCCGUCGAUGCUGACAUCAAGGAGAAGGAAGAGGAGAAGUCUGCCAGCACUCCCGAACCCAAGCACACUUCUGAUUCGUAA